Helianthus annuus (common sunflower) is the source of this 2246-nucleotide messenger RNA. Its product is annotated as probable polyol transporter 4. Gene Ontology annotation, biological process: transmembrane transport. The transcript has 2 exons. Lineage: Eukaryota; Viridiplantae; Streptophyta; Magnoliopsida; Asterales; Asteraceae. The record is from RefSeq and is a predicted model, not a curated record. The coding region runs from base 425 to 2038 and encodes 537 amino acids. Gene Ontology annotation, cellular component: membrane. Gene Ontology annotation, molecular function: myo-inositol:proton symporter activity.
AUUUAUGUAGAAUAUUUAUUUCCUUCUAAAGCAAAUAGUUGCCAUCAUUAAUGGUUUCCACGAAAGCUCCAGUUCAUCUAUUCUUCUUUUGAAAUGUUUUAUGGUUUACUUCUUUUACAAGGCCAUAUACUCCCUUUUGAUACGUGAAAUCUCACCAGUCUUCAUUCUCUCCCAAUCGCCUCUAAACAAGUUUGCCUUAUAUUACGAUCAAAGGGCCCCACUUGCUCAUAACUUUCAAACAAAAUAAUAAUAAUAAUCAAAUACAUAUUCAACUUCUUGAUUUCUCCCCAAUCCCGUUCCAGAUCUGAUCCAAUCCGAUGAAUUAACCCAAUUCACUUCUGGGUUUUUCUCAUCAAACAUCGGAUCGAAAAACCCAUCAACCAAUUGAGAUAUCUCUACGGAUCCCAACUUGUACGCUUACAAUAUGGGUGUGCAAGAAAAUGGGAGUGGGGAUGUUGGUCUUUCUAACGUUCCUCUUGGGUCGAAAAACAAGUACAGAAGAAUGGAUUCUGAGCUGAAUGAUUACAGUGAUGAUGAUUUGGAAGUUGUACCGUACAAGCAGACACAGCAGGAAAGGAGCUCAAGUACGAGGAAGUAUGUGUUUGCGUGUGCUGUCUUUGCAUCUCUCAACAAUGUUCUUCUUGGUUAUGAUGUGGGUGUUAUGAGUGGAGCAAUUAUAUUCAUCCAAGAAGAUCUAAAGAUCACCGAGUUUCAAGAAGAAAUACUCGUCGGAAUCUUGAGUGUCAUCUCGCUUUUGGGUAGUCUAGGGGGCGGCCGGGCCUCAGAUGCCCUCGGUCGAAAAUGGACAAUGGGAAUAGCUGCAAUUGUGUUUCAACUUGGUGCACUUAUAAUGACAUUAGCUCCCAGCUUCCAGGUUCUCAUGAUCGGUCGUCUUCUGGCGGGUGUCGGGAUUGGCUUUGGUGUCAUGAUCGCUCCGGUCUAUAUCGCGGAGAUCUCGCCCACGAUAUCUCGGGGAUCCUUCACUUCAUUUCCUGAAAUAUUUAUAAAUCUUGGCAUUUUGUUAGGGUAUGUGUCGAAUUAUGCGUUUUCGGGCUUUGAUGCACACAUAAACUGGCGAAUAAUGCUCGCGGUCGGGAUCCUUCCAUCCGUGUUUAUAGCGUUUGCCUUGUGCAUCAUCCCGGAAUCUCCUAGAUGGCUUGUGAUGCAAAACAGAAUCGAUGAAGCGAGAUCUGUGUUGCUGAAAACGAUUGAUGUUGAAGCUGAGGUCGAGGAGAGACUGUCCGAAAUUCUGAAGGCUGCUGGAAUAGGAACCGAAGCCGGAGAGACUCAAGAAGAGAAAGCUGUUUGGAGGGAGUUACUGAAUCCAUCUCCUUCACUAAGAAGAAUGCUGAUCACCGGAUUCGGAAUCCAAUGUUUCCAACAAAUCACUGGAAUCGACGCGACUGUAUACUACAGUCCCGAGAUUCUCCAGACCGCGGGAAUUGAAGAAAAGUCAAGACUCUUGGCUGCAACAGUGGCUGUUGGGGUGACGAAAACCGCAUUUAUUUUGGUAGCGAUUUUGCUAAUCGAUAAAGUCGGGAGAAAACCAUUACUGUACGUGAGCACAAUCGGAAUGACCGUUUGUUUAUGUGGGUUGGCCAUCAGUCUAUCGGUUUUCAAAGGAUCAUCUCUCGGGAUAGCAUUGGCGAUUCUGUCAAUAUGUGGGAAUGUAGCCUUCUUUUCAAUAGGAAUCGGGCCGGUUUGUUGGGUUAUCACAUCGGAAAUCUUUCCAUUACGCCUUCGGGCUCAAGCAUCGGCAUUGGGGGCAGUAGGGAACAGGGUAUGCAGUGGAGUGGUGGCAAUGUCAUUCCUAUCCGUUUCUCGAGCGAUUUCAAUGGCUGGGACCUUUUUCAUUUUCACGGUGAUCUCCGGGGUUUCGGUUGCUUUCGUUUACAAGCUGGUACCAGAGACGAAAGGGAAGUCGUUGGAACAAAUUGAGUUGCUGUUCCAAAAGGAUCGGAACUGGCAAGAAGAGGAAGUUGAGAUGUCGGAUACUCAACAGUUGGUGCAGCAGAAAAACGCGUCGGUUGACAUUUGAGAAAGUAAAAUGUUAUUGCCACUUUUAGAAAGUUUUACAUGUAGCAAUGAAUUAUAUACUAUAUGCAUAUAUAGGGAGUUCAAAGUUGUAUAUUGAUGGUCAUGGUCACCUGUUUUUUAUUAGUGUUUGUAUUGAUGUCAUAAAAGACUUGAAAAAUACAUAUAUUUUUUGUCAUUGUUUGCUUUAUCUUACAAUUGAAAUUAUAAGA